Balaenoptera musculus (blue whale) is the source of this 2309-nucleotide messenger RNA. RefSeq names its product regulator of G protein signaling 16 (gene RGS16). The record is from RefSeq and is a predicted model, not a curated record. The transcript has 5 exons. Bases 100 to 693 code for a protein of 197 amino acids. Lineage: Eukaryota; Metazoa; Chordata; Mammalia; Artiodactyla; Balaenopteridae.
CAGGCGCUGGCCGCCGCUGCUCUGCCUUCUCGCGCCCUGCGGUGCCCUCUGGAGCCCGUCACCAUCCUCCGCACGACGUGCUGCCCUGCCCCCGCAGCCAUGUGCCGGACCCUGGCCGCCUUCCCCACCACCUGCCUGGAGAGAGCCAAAGAGUUCAAGACACGGCUGGGGAUCUUUCUUCACAAGUCAGAACUGGGCUCCGGUACUGGGAGUGUUGGCAAGUUCGAGUGGGACAGUAAACACAGCAAAGAGGGCAGAAACUUCUCAGAAGAUGUGCUGGGGUGGAGAGAGUCAUUUGACUUGCUGCUGAGCAGUAAAAAUGGAGUGGCCGCCUUCCACGCCUUCCUGAAGACAGAGUUCAGCGAGGAGAACCUGGAGUUCUGGCUGGCCUGUGAGGAGUUCAAGAAGCUCCGGUCAGCUACCAAGCUGGCCUCCCGGGCUCACAGGAUCUUUGAGGAAUUCAUCUGCAGUGAAGCCCCCAAAGAGGUGAACAUAGACCACGAGACCAGGGAGCUGACCAGGACGAACCUGCAGGCGCCCACGGCCAUGUGCUUCGAUGUGGCUCAGGGGAAGACGCGCACCCUGAUGGAGAAGGACUCGUACCCGCGCUUCCUGAAGUCCCCAGCUUAUCAGGACCUAGCUGCACAAGCCGCGGCCGCCUCCGCCUCCCUGUCCGAGCCCUCGCAUACCUGAGCCUCCGGGCUGAGAGGGGGCCAGCCGGGCAGAGAGGUUGGGUCGCCCAUAGCCGAGGCGCCGCCCCUGUGCGGGGGGCGGGUUCUGCAAAGCCAGAGAGGACAGCGAAGGGAAAAGCCCACCCGGUGACACCCUCUCCUCCAGACACUGCGGGACUGAAUUCCGUGCGUGAGAGGGUUCCGCCACUUCUAGGACCUGCGCCCAAGGGCUGAAGAGGACGGUUGUGUGUGGCUCUCUGGGGGAAAAGAAAGAUGGUGCAAGAGUCAGCAUCGGCUCUGGCCGCUCUCAGCGGGGCGAGGGAUAUUCCAGGGUGCUUUGGGAAACUUGUGGAUAAAGGGAAACUUGAAAAUGAGUGAGGGAAAGACAACCAGGUUAGCCGCUCUGCCUGUCCAUCGGGGGAAACAUCCUGGUUUCCUAAUUCCCAGACUGUCCUGGGCACACGGGGAACCAUGGAUGUGGAGCCUUCCCAUCCCGUCCUCUUCACCUGCCUCUGGGCUGCCCGGGGGUUCCCUGGCUUGCAUUUCUCAACACUCCUGUGUCCAGCCUGGCAGUCUUGUCAAGGCCAGAGAGCCAAGGUGAUGCUUGCCCCAGAUGAGAUUUUUACCUCAAAUACUGGCCUUCCAGCCCCUUUCCAGAUCAGUAGAGAGCCCUGAAAAGAGGCCAUCUUGCUCACGUGAAAUGAACCUUGGUGCCCUUGGUGGCCUCUUGCAGGUGCCCCGACCCUGUGUGUGCAGCAGGGUCCACCUGUGAGCAGGGCCCGCUGAGGACCUCUUGCUGGGAUGUGUCCUCUCUUAGCUCCGUGCUGCUGUUGAACGUGGGGCCCAUCAGGAGAAGGGCAUGGGGCCUCUUGGUGAGCCAGCUCUUUUGCCGGGCAGGGUGGAAGGAGGGAGAAAAGGGUCCUGAGAAACCAAUCUCUUGGCAGUUCCAGAAAAUCCUCUUUAAAUCAAGCUCAUCUUUUAUUUUUGUGGGUCUGAGAACAGGGAAAAAGCGAUCCCCCAGGAUGGAAGGGGAGCCUCGUGUUUCUUUCCUGUGGAUGUGAGGUACACUCACUGGGGUGUCGGGAGAAAUGAGGCAGGAACCUCAAUGAACUUGGACAGACCGUAGAAGCUGGGAAGAGCAGGACUGGGGGCAAUCAGAACCAGCUUGUCACCUCAGGGCAUCACUGAGCACACAUUCCGUGGUGGGACUUCUGCCUGGGCCCAGGCUGGGGAGGUGAAUUAACCGGGCAGCUCCCUUGUGCCCCAGGAAAAUCCACACUGUUCUCUCUGCGCUAUGAGCUCCUCCAGGAGACAAUUAUUUAAGUCUAACAUAUUGUUGGUUUUGUGACCGUGGUCAUGGCACAUUAUUUUUAUUGCUGUUGUCGUGUUGUUGCUAUUGUUAUUUAUUGUCAUUUGAGUUUGCCUCUACUGGAGAAUCUCAACAGGAGCUGGCGGCCUGACUCUCUCCCUCUCCACUGGACUCUACCUCUUGAACAUGCUGGGAACCUCUUAGCGCCUGUCAGGAACUCCUCCCUGUUUAAAUAUUUAUUUAUUGUUGACACCUGGAGCUGGUUUUCUAGAUGUGAAUGAUGUACUCGAUCCCCAUUUUCCUGUUUCAGCAUGUUAUUUUAUUGUGAA